AAAGAGAUGCAUAUGUUCUGCAUAAUACCUGUAUAAAAUGUAAUCCAUACUAAUCUCUAUUCCAUGAGUGUAUAUUUGUUGUUAUAUUUGUUGUGAAAUUAAGCCACGUAUCAUGUCUCCAUCUUGCAAAUAUAGUACCUCAGUUGAUAAAUUUUACAUUUAUUAUUGCCAGUCUGUGAAUGAGAAACCUUUUUAACUGAACUGGAGAUCUAAUAAUACAAUGACUGGAAGAUUCCUGUGAUGAUUGUUAUGUGGACUCUACUCAACGACCUGUUUGCAGUUUUAAUUUCUAUUUUCUUUACCUGAAACAAAGCCUUGGAUUAAAAAAAUAAAAUAGAAUGGAGGCAGUGUUAAGAUCAUUACAGGAAUCUUCAAGUCCCUGCACCUCUGGAUCUCCAGUUCAUCCAAAUAAUGAACCUGUAUGCUUUGCCAAAAUCUUGCUUAUCAAGCAUUGCUUAUGGUAGCAUACAAUUAACACUGAACUAUACAGAAACAUAUCCCAACUCCUGUGUUUUUGUAGUGCAUAACGAUGGAGAAAUUAGUGGUGUUGCACACUAGCAGAAGGGGAAGGGGAACCAAAGAAAACUAAACCUGCAUAUUCUUGCUUUGAAGCCUUUGUUAUGUAAAUACAGUAUACCUCCUAAGAAUAGUAGCCAAUAUCGGCACCAACUAUGGAUAAGGUGCACUUUAAUAUUGAAGCUAAUGAGCAAGGUGCACUUUCAUAUUGAAGCUAAUGAGCAAAUGCAGAGGCCUUUCUAACUGUCUCUAAUAUUAAUGGGCAUCAAUCAUACCGUAGUGACAUUUCAAGUGAGAAACAUCUGAAAAUGGCAGCUUGGCAGUGAAGCAUGCUUUACUUGGGAUUAAGCCGCAUUCAGGCCAGGUUAUGUUUUAUGCUCCCCUUCCUCCUCAUGGCUGCUCCGUGUGAUCCCCCCCCCCCCAAGGAGCUGGAAAUCGGGGGAACUAGAUUUUCCUCUGGCAUGCUAUGGUGAAGAUUCCUCUGACAGGAGCAGCUUUCCCGACAGUGUAAGGGGCUGCUGCUGGGCGGGAAAACCCCGAUGCGCGAGUGGAGUUGGUCUAGCCUGGAUCCACGCCAGUUCCAAAUAGUCAGGAUUAGCCUUGCAAAGGUUCUUAAAUGCGUUUAGUAUUCUGCAGAUACUGUGCACAAGCUACGCUUAAAAGUGGUGAAGGACAGUGAACUACAGAAAUCUAGGCGGAUGCGAAAAGCUUGUAUUAGUAUCUUAGCCAUGCCUGCUCAGAAGUAAGUCCGUUCGUAGGUAAAACGGGGGUCAGGAUUGCGAAAUGGAAAAGAGCGAUCGGCGCUGUGUAGCCAAUAACAAGAAAGCUGCCGGAGGCAUUUCAGAUGAUGCAAGAAGGCAGGGGGCGGGUGAAAUAUCCGGAUGAACCCGUGUCCUCCGUGGCGCUGCGCGUGAGGUUAGACUCCAAGCAGCCCACUGGGUAGCGAGGCGGCGGCCGAAGUCGGUGCUGCGGAUUCCAAGGCAGCACUUCCCAUCCGGGCUUCCUUUCAGCGCGCGGCGAUUUGGUCUUCCUGCCCCGAUUGCAGCCUUGCUGUGUAGAGGCUACCGCUGAAAGGCGGGAGAUUCCCAGGACGAAGGAUGCCCUCGAGAGAAAGUGGGAGGAAGCCGGCGGCGCUGGCUGGAGGGAAGCAUCCCGGGUGUGGAUCCUGGAUUUGUUCCCAGUGUCCAGGAUUUUGAUAAAAAACUUACAGAAGCUGAUGCUUAUCUACAAAUUUUGAUAGACCAAUUGAAGCUCUUUGAUGAAAAGCUUCAGAACUGCAAAGAUGACGAACAGAGAAAAAAGAUUGAAGACCUCAAAGAAACAACCAGUAGCAUGGUUGAAUCAAUAAAACACUGCAUUGUGUUGCUGCAGAUUGCUAAAGACCAAAGUAAUGAGGAGAAGCACGCAGAUGGACUUAUAAGCACUAUUAAUCCUGUUGAUGCAAUAUAUCAACCUAGUCUAUUGGAAUCUUCAGUGAUCAGCACAAUGCCUACCCAAACUGUCUUACCUUCAGAACCAACCCAGCUUUGCAAAUCAGAGCAGCGACCUUCAUCCUUGGCAGUUGGACCAGUUGUAGCAUUAAUUGGAAGUCACCAGACUCCAACACCAAAUAGUACAGGAAGUGGCCAGUCAGCACCUAGCAGCAGUUUGACUUCUCCGAGCCGUGCCAAUAUUUCUCCAAAUACAGUUCCAGAUUUCUCUUACUCCAGCAGUGAAGAUGAAUUUUAUGAUGCUGAUGAAUUCUAUCAGAGCAGCUCAUCCCCAAAGAGAUGUUUGGACUCUUCAGGGCCUGGGGCAAUCCUAACUCGUAGCAGCACAGGAAGUAGUAUGAAGCGUCCAGACACAACAGAGUCCCUCAACUCUUCCAUGUCUAAUGGGACAAAUGAUGCUGAUCUGUUUGAUCCCCUUGACGAUAGAGAUGACGAUACUGAAGGGGAAUCAGUGGAAGAACACAAAAGCGUUAUCAUGCAUCUUUUGUCACAAGUUAGGUUAGGAAUGGACUUAACCAAGGUGGUUCUUCCAACUUUUAUUUUGGAAAGAAGAUCACUUUUAGAAAUGUAUGCAGACUUCUUUGCACAUCCAGACUUAUUUGUAAGUAUUAGUGACCAAAAAGAUCCAAAGGACCGAAUGGUUCAGGUGGUAAAGUGGUACCUCUCAGCUUUCCAUGCAGGAAGAAAAGGGUCUGUUGCUAAAAAGCCUUACAAUCCCAUCCUGGGAGAAAUAUUCCGGUGUCACUGGGUGCUGCCAAGUGUAGAACAAGAAGAAACUACGGAAACUCUGGCAGAUGGACCACUUCCAUGGGUUACCCAAAACAGUGUAACGUUUGUAGCGGAACAAGUUUCUCACCACCCUCCAAUUUCAGCAUUUUAUGCAGAAUGCUCUAGCAAGAAAAUACAGUUCAAUGCCCACAUCUGGACUAAGUCAAAAUUCCUGGGAAUGUCUAUUGGCGUUCAUAAUAUAGGCCAAGGGUGUGUAUCAUGCCUAGAUUAUGAUGAGCACUAUAUUCUAACAUUCCCCAAUGGUUACGGGAGAUCUAUUCUCACAGUGCCAUGGAUAGAGCUGGGAGGAGAAUGCAGCAUUAGCUGCUCCAAGACAGGUUAUAAUGCGACCAUAAUCUUCCACACGAAACCUUUCUAUGGUGGGAAAAAGCACAGAGUUACAGCAGAAAUCUUUUCUCCUAAUGACAAGAAAUCUUUCUGUUCAGUUGAAGGAGAAUGGAAUGGUGUCAUGUAUGCAAAAUAUGCAACUGGGGAGAAUGUAGUCUUUAUAGAUACCAAGAAAAUGCCUAUCAUUAAGAAGAAAGUAAGAAAACUAGAAGAUCAAGAAGAAUAUGAAUCCCGCUGCUUAUGGAAAGAUGUAACUUACAACUUAAAGAUCAGAGACAUUGAUUCAGCUACUGAUGCAAAGCAUAGGCUUGAAGAAAGACAAAGAGCCGAAGCCAGAGCCAGAAAGGAGAAGGAGAUCCCAUGGGAGACACGGCUAUUCCACGAAGAUGGAGAAUGCUGGGUUUAUGAUGAGCCACUACUCAAGCGACUUGCUGCCAGUAAAUAUUAAGUGGAUCACCUGUAUGAAGUUUAAGCCUUGGCUUAGUGGCGAUAGUUGUAACUUUCAAGUACUCUUCUUUUGGAGAGCCUGUCUCCAGUUACAGUUCCUAUCUCAGGGAUACUGGAUUCACUGAUGCAGCGAACAAUUAAAACAGGAAGAGCCUUGACUGUGUAGCAGUAAUUUAUAUUGGCCUUUCCUGUCUGACCUACCAUGCUUCUAGAAGAAUUAACCUGGGCUCGAUCCCCAUCAUAUAUGUUUUAACCACUGCUGUAAAAGGUGCAAUGGGGCAUUUGAUUCCAGUUACAUAUGAUUCUGGCAUCCUACAUAUACAUGACUUUACUUCAUUAGAGCCAGUUAAUUUGUGUAAAUAUGAGGAUUCAUACUGCCAGUUUAGAAAAUGCAAGAUUCUAAUCUACCAACUGGUAUGUUUUGGUUUUUUUUAAAGAAAUCAUUUUUUUGGCAUUUCAUUGUUUCCCCAAAAUAACUUUGGUAUUUUUAGAAACUAAAAUGUAAUUUUAGAUUACCAUUUGGUUCCUGCUGGUGCAUCUAUAAUGCUUCAUAAAAUAGAUUUUCAAUUG
Messenger RNA from Zootoca vivipara (common lizard), 4139 nucleotides. RefSeq names its product oxysterol binding protein like 9 (gene OSBPL9). Gene Ontology annotation, molecular function: sterol binding. Gene Ontology annotation, cellular component: Golgi apparatus; cytosol; membrane. The record is from RefSeq and is a predicted model, not a curated record. Lineage: Eukaryota; Metazoa; Chordata; Lepidosauria; Squamata; Lacertidae.